CGUCCGGCGGCUAUGGGUCACUAGUUAAUUAGCAUAAGUUCGUCUCCCUCGUCGUCCUCGUACACCACCAAACUCCAUCCGAGCACAAGAAGAAAUCAAAUCACACGUACGUACAGCUCGAUCCGGCCGGGGCGGCGAAAUGGGGCGCACCAACAAGUCCUCCCUCGCGCUGGCGUGCCUGCUCGCCCUGCUGCUAGUGCAGCUACCCCGAGGAGCCCGUGCAGACGGGGAUCUGUGCGGCAAGGUGAAGUGCAGCAUGGGGAGCUGCGGCGAGUCCGGCGACUACAUGUUCGGGUUCGCCUGCCGCUGCAACCCGGGGUGGAGACGGUACCAUCUCGGCGACGUGGACUUCCCCUUCCUCCCCUGCGUCAUACCAAACUGCACCAUCAACUACUCGUGCCAGGACGGGCCGUCUCCUCCGGCUCCGGCACCGCCGCCGCCAGCAGCGCCACCGCUGACAAACCUCUCAGUCUACGACCCUUGCUUGAUGCAGUACUGCGGGGGCGGCACCUGCGAGAAGGUGGAGUCCUCGGCGUUCGCGCACAGGUGCGCCUGCCCCGACGGCUUCAAGAACCUCCUCGACGACGCCGCCUACCCCUGCUACCGCCAGUGCUCCCUGGGAUCAGGCUGCUCCGACCUCGGGAUCGGCAUACUCAACGGGUCCGACCCGAGCACGUCGCCGCCAGCACCCGUCUCCUUCACCGUCCAGAAGAGCGGCGCUGCAGGCGGUUCAGCACCACCGGCGCACGGGCUGCUGGGGCUCCUCAUACUGAUUUCCUUCUUCUGGGCCCACAGUUUUGUGAAUUAGUGAUAGUAAACCAAGUGUGUGGCGUUUUUCUUUUGCGUGGAAAUUAAAAAAAAUGCAUGGCAAGUGUGUGGCGUUUGAUUGGGAACCAUAUUGUCCCACUUUUCGUAUAGGACGAGUAUACAUUUUGUUUCGGUGAUCGCAGAAAUAAAAU
Molecule: messenger RNA, 959 nt
Organism: Triticum aestivum (bread wheat)
Lineage: Eukaryota; Viridiplantae; Streptophyta; Magnoliopsida; Poales; Poaceae
Exons: 4
Coding region: 140-808 (222 amino acids)
Source: RefSeq, a predicted model, not a curated record